This is a messenger RNA of Danio rerio (zebrafish), 3356 nucleotides long. The record is from RefSeq and is a predicted model, not a curated record. NCBI's taxonomy places the organism in Eukaryota, Metazoa, Chordata, Actinopteri, Cypriniformes, Danionidae.
CACCAAAUAACAAAUCAUUUGACAACGCUUGUUUGCGAUAUGAGAGAACUAUGGCUUCCUCCUUGAUUAAGUGGUUAAGAGGAUUAUAUGUGUUUUUCUUAACAUGUCUCCUGUCUGUCUUUGCCUUUUUGAAUCUAGAAGAAUUAAACGAAAUGAAAUAUGGCAUACAGAUUCUCCCCGAUCCUGUUAUCAUGGGACAGAUGGAAGAUGUAAUGUUGGUCUCUAACAAAUACAAGCAGCUGUAUGAGUGUCGUUUACCAGCUCAGGCAGUGCGUUUCCAUCAGGACCCGGUGUCAGAGCCUGAUGUGCAGGGUUACAGCGGCCCCGGGGUCCCUGAGCUCCUCAAGCCCAUGCAGACGGCAGCAUGUCUGAUUAAGACCAAAGACUGGUGGACCUAUGAGUUCUGCUACGGCCAGCACAUCAGACAAUACCACUUAGAAGAUUCGGAGAUCAAGGGAGAUGUACUGUUUUUGGGAUAUUAUGAUACAGAGUUUGACUGGACGAAUGAAACUGCAAAGGCAUCUAAGCAGCAUAAGCUGAAGAGGUAUCACAGUCAGUCAUAUGUCAAUGGCUCAAAAUGUGACUUAAACGGCAGUCCCAGAGAGACGGAAGUCAGAUUUGUGUGUGAGGAAGGCUCUACUGACUUCAUUUCACGGGUGGAUGAACCCCAGUCUUGCCGCUACGUCUUGACAGUCCACACCUCUCGCACGUGCCAGCAUCCCCUUCUGCGCCCACCGUCCACUGCCAAACCACAAGGCAUUGUGUGCCAACCUGCUCUCAGUGCCCAGCAGUACAUGGACUACGUCAAGGCUCAAGUCUCUGACACCAAACGUAAAGUGGAGCAGAUCUCAGAGGAGCUCAGAAACCUGGAUGAAAUUCUGUCCAAGGAUGACAAGAACAAAGGUGUGCUGGAUGACAGAACAGAUGAGGAACCUGCAGUUAGCUCUGAUGAGCCUCCAGUUUCCAAGGCCCAAAAAAAAGAGGGUGAAGUUGCUGAGAAGUCGACGAGUGAAGAGCCAGAGGACAAAGACUUCUGGGAAGGAGUUACCAAACCAGCACACACAAAGCCAAGCACACCUGACACAGAGACCCCUCAGGAGCCACAGGACAACCAAUUACAUGAAAAUGAUUUAUUUGGAGAGGAAAAGUUUAACUUUAAAAUCAUCACAGACCCCGCAGACCUCAUGAAGUUUGUACAACACCUCAGAGAGAGCAACGAAAAGAACAGGAAAGCUGAGCUGGAAAAAGAAAACCAGCAAGCAUCUCAGAAGAGGAAGGAGAAGGAGGAAAAAAUAGAGGAGAAAACAGCAGAGGUGGAGGUGGAAGUUGAGGAUGUAGAUGAAGAUGAAACAUUGCUUCAGGAGUUUGAGGAUGAGAUGCAAGAUCUAUCCGUUCCCUCGUCCAAGAUAGAAGAAAUAAAAGAAGAGAUGCAGAAAGAGUUUGACAACAUCAUAGAGGAAGCUCAGCAGGAGUUAGAAAAUGAAGGCCUUAAGGGUGAGUUUGAUCGUUCUCAGGCUACGCAAACUCUAGAAAAUACACUAGGGAAACUUCUGGACCGUCUUGAAGACAAGACUGAACAUAAGAGUCAAGCAGAAACAGAACAAAAUGCAGAAAUGGAUAAAAGCACACAUUCACCGCAUAAAACAGAGGGAGGCUCUUCUUCUGGCAACCCAAAUCUGGUUCCCAAAACACCAGGAAAGAUCGAGGUGAAGAUUUUAACCCGUAAAACAGCCGAAGAAGCAGGAGACCAGUGGCUCUCUGAGGAGGAUACGAAAUCAUUUAGAGAGCUUCUCAUCAACCUUCUGACAGGAGGAACAGAGGAGGUGUACAAAGAGCAGAAAAGACAGCAAGAGUUGGAAAACAAUUACAAAUUUGUCUGGGGAGAAAAGCAGGAUGAGAGUCAGUCCACAGGAAACAGUGAUUCUGACGAAGCAGACUUUUGAGCCUUUUCCUCAUCUCUCAAGCACUGUUAUUUUGAAGAAGGCCAGCCAGCAUUCUCUGAACUAUAAGCCUGGUAAUCACUUUACAGUGUGCGUCGCAACCAAACUGCCCUCUCAGACCAUUCGAGUUCAUGUUUAAAAACUUUUGAGGGCUUCAAUCCACUGCCGGGAAUUUUUUCUGUAUGAGCGUCUGUGAGUUGUUUGUAGCUUGUCAGAAUAUUAUGUGGUCGCUUCUUUGAACAAAUAUACAAAUGCACUUCACCUUUGAGUUGUGUUGUGCUUCAUGUCAGUGUGUGACAAAGCCCUUCCUUCCUCCUCUUUCACCUCCAGACAAACAUCAGUUAGUCUGCAGGCAAUCUCUAUGCCAACAUUUUCUCAUCAGUGGACAAACAGUGAUGUUCUUUUGGAUUGCCUUUCAAUGGCAGGGAAAUAUGGAUACAUGCAGAGCUGUUUUUAGGGAUUGAGUGUGGUGAUGGUCAGAAUCCCUUCACCUUAAAUCAAAUUUUUUUUUUGUCUUGCAUGUCAUGCAAAACAACCUAACAAACCCAGAGCCUCUGACCUAUAAGCAAAUAAUUCAAUGUAUGGUUGCUGUUUAGUCAUAGAUUAACAUUUCGCCAAAAAUAAAGAACAUCUAAUUACCAGAAUUAAAAUAGAAGUGCUCAGGGGUAGCUUAAAUAAUGUGUCUGUGCUCUUUGGAUGAGGGAUUCAUCAUAAUAAAGCAGCAAAAAUCAGUCCAAGGCGCUCAAAAAAUUUGGAAACAAUUUUAAAAAGCAUUUAUUGACAUGGCUAUUCCUUAAAACUGUGGCUACACAUGAAAAUAACUGUCUUCAUCAGGCUAACUGUUUUUAAGGAAUAGCCAUGUUAAUAAAGGAUUUUUAAUAUUUUUCCACAUUUUUGGAGUGCCUUAGACUGAUUUUUAACAUUUGAGUACCCUUUACACACAAGCGUCUUGUAUAUGAAGAUGUUUUGAAAAUUGAUGGUAACGAAAAACAUAUGGGCCCCUAUUGCGAAGCUGAUACAGAGUUGGAGCAAAUAGAGUGUGAGUAAAUAAUGACAGCAUUUCAUUCUUGGGUGAACUGUCCCUUUAAGACAUGUUUAGGUGGUUUAUUUAUGUUCAGCCAGACUUCAAAUGAAUUAUGUCUUAUUUAAAACACAAAAACCACUGCCAGGCGUUGAGAAUCUACUGCUUUUUGCUGCUUCUUUCAUGUCCCUAGCAGAUAAGGGCUGUUUUUGUUGUUGUAAAUGUUUGGAAUGAUCAUCAUACUUUGGUUGAUUGUAAAAAAAAAAAAGAAAAAAAAAAGAAAACUGAGCAUUUGAUUAGAUUUUUUUUGUAUAAAUUAAGGCAACUGCCAUUGCUAAUGUCUCAUGCACAAUUUUUUAAGGGGGAAUUAAAUUGGUAUAAGCUGCUGUAAGAAA